This is a messenger RNA of Schizosaccharomyces octosporus yFS286, 1750 nucleotides long. RefSeq names its product NEDD8 activating enzyme. The coding region runs from base 82 to 1626 and encodes 514 amino acids. NCBI's taxonomy places the organism in Eukaryota, Fungi, Ascomycota, Schizosaccharomycetes, Schizosaccharomycetales, Schizosaccharomycetaceae. The record is from RefSeq and is a predicted model, not a curated record. Gene Ontology annotation, biological process: protein neddylation. The transcript is spliced from 10 exons. Gene Ontology annotation, cellular component: cytoplasm. Gene Ontology annotation, molecular function: NEDD8 activating enzyme activity.
CUGCAUUCGAAUAAAAUUAUUCAUGUACUCCUUAAACACCGACUAUGAACUCAUAGUUUAUUAAUAUAAAAUUCCAGUAGUAUGGACAAUCCCUGCAAAAUGCAAAAAUACGAUAGGCAAGUACGGAUUUGGAAAGCAGAAGGCCAGUACGCCAUUGAGCAAUCACAUAUCUGUUUGUUGAAUGCCAAUACAGUGGGUUGUGAAGCACUAAAAAACACUAUACUUCCAGGGAUUCGUGAAUUUACUGUUGUCGACAAAUCUUUGGUUAAUUUGAAGCGUGAUGGAUCCAAUUUCUUUGUGCAGUACGACCAAGAGGGACAGAGUCGUGCUUUAUGCACUAGUACUCUCUUGCAGCAGUUAAAUCCAUCAGCGGAAAUGAACUACCUUGAAGUGGAACCAGAAGAAUUAAUUGAAAAAGACAUUGAAUUUUUCUCAAGAUUUACAAUUAUUUUUGCCUCGACAAUAAAAACUGAUGCUUUGCUUCAACUUGAAGCGUUUUUACGGACGAAAGGGAUCCCUCUCAUCUACUAUAAUUCUAUUGGGUUUGCUGGCAUAAUAAGAGUCUCUCUCCCAGAAUAUACAACCGUUCAGUCUCAACCAGAGGUACCGUUAGAUUUACGAAUCCGCAAUCCUUGGCCCGAAUUGAUAAAUCAUGUACGCACCUUAAACAUUGGUGAAUUGGAUGUUACUAGGAGAAACGAUUUUACAUAUAUUGAGCUUUUAAUUUAUUAUAUGCUACAUUUCGAAAAACUGCAUCAUCGAAAGCCGGAAACUUCAAAUGAUAGAAAAAUCUUGCGAGAUAUUAUCCGACAAGAUAUAAAUGGACAAGCUCCUGAAAAUUAUGAAGAAGCAUUAUCAAGCUACUGGAGAAUUUUCCAAGAGUAUAAGAUACCUUCGAACGUGAUGGAAGUAUUGCAAGAUGAAAAAAGCCAAGAUGUCAACGAAAACUCCACUGAUUUCUGGAUAUUAUGUCAUGCUUUGAGACGUUUCUAUGAGGAGAGAGGGACUUUGCCAUUGUUAGGUACAAUUCCUGAUAUGCAUUCACAUACUCAGCGUUACUUAACUAUCAAGCAUUUGUACAAUGAAAAAUUUCUUGCCGAUUUUGGAAUCUUAAAAUCAUAUGUCCAAAGGGCAUUGCAAUGUCAGAAAAGACCCGAGGAUGAUAUACCUGAUGUCGUUAUUAAGCGAUUUUGCAAAAACGUUCUAAACAUCAAAAUUUGUCGGUACAAAUCCAUUCAAGAAGAAUUCGAAUUUCCUAAUGAUUUAGAUACAUUACUUUCAGAUGAAAGUUCACUUCUUCCUUGGUAUUUAGCAUUUCGAAUCUCGGAGCAACUUUUCAGUUGUCAUCCACAUGCAUCACUAGAAAAGGAGUCCCCCAUUGUUAAGUGCGAGUUAAACAAUUUAUUUGAAAAGUACUCCUUGAAAGAGAAGUACAAAGAAAAAGUUUUGGAGUGCAUUGAGGAAUUGUCUCGAGCUUCCGGUCUCGAAAUUCACCCAGUUUCUUCUUUGAUAGGCGGUAUUGCAGCACAAGAGGCAAUUAAGAUCCUUACGAAACACUAUCUACCGAUCAAUCACACAUGCAUCUUCGAUGGCGUUCAUAGCAAAACUGAAACAUUUAACAUUUAGAAACGCAAAAAGAAAUUCAAAAGAUUUUUUGUUGAAGAGAAUAAAAAGAACUACGUCUAGUAAAUACACAAGCCAACUGCUUAUUGUAGAAUCCACCUUACCUUAGCUAAAAAAUAAUAAAAUU